AUGACACUCGGUAACUUUGAAAAAUUACGAAGUGUCAUACGUUUCAAUGACAAUAUAAAUUACAAACCUAGAGGAGAGCCAGGACACAACAGACUUUUCCGUAUUAGACCCUUGUUGGAAACAUUGAGAAAGAAAUGUCAAGCUGUGCCGAAACGAGAGACACUUUCGGUGGAUGAGCAAAUGUGCGCUACCAAAGCCUGCAAGUUCCUCCGCCAGUAUCUCCCGAACAAACCUCAUAAGUGGGGAUACAAUUUGUUGGUGUUGUGUGAUGAUAAAGGUUUUGCUUAUGACUUUGAAAUCUACUCCGGCGCAGAAAAUGAUCCUGAGUUGAGGCUGCCCCACGAAUGUGAUUUAGGAGCGAGUAGCAACAUUGUUGUACGCCUAUGUCGCAGUGUUCCAAGAAAUCAAAAUUAUAAGAUCUUUUUUCGAUAA
This is a messenger RNA of Parnassius apollo (apollo), 432 nucleotides long. The record is from the annotation of a GenBank genome assembly. Lineage: Eukaryota; Metazoa; Arthropoda; Insecta; Lepidoptera; Papilionidae.